GUGUCUAUGUGUUAAAUCGAAAAUGGUGAAUGGAAAAAAUGGUUGUCGUCGGUCUUUGUUCUGAUUUUUUUUCAUCAAAAUCAUUAAACUUUAAUUAAAUUGAGAGAAGAACGAAGUGAAAUGAAAUGUUUAUAAACAUUUGUGUAAAAAACUGUCAAAAAAUUAUUGUUUGAGUGCGCAAAAUAGACCGUUUUAUCGUCGAAACAAUUUACUUGUUUUGUUUAUGUGGUGGUGGAUAGUACACAGAGAGUGCAGUAGAAAAAGUGUAUAUUGAUGACAAAAAAAUAUUCAAUUAAAUUUUGCAUGAGAUAAAAUCGAAAUUCAAAAGUGCGAAGAUGGGAAACAAAUGCUGCAGCAAGAGACAGGAUCAGGGUGUAAGCAUAGCGGGUUCUGGUGGCUAUAAAAAGAAUGAUUCCGGUUAUCCACCGUCUGGAUCAAAACAAAACGGCUCGCUGGACAGAUAUACACCCGAUCCGAAUCAAAAGCAGCUGAAACCAAAUAAACCAGGCGUAGACAUAAUACGACCGCGAACCAAUCCUCUAGGUUUGCCAGGUCAUAUGGGACGUAGAGUUGUUGUUGCUCUCUAUAAUUAUGCUGCAAGAGAAGACACUGACGUCAGUUUUGUGAAAGGCGAUCGAAUGGAGGUGCUCGAUGACACAGAAUCGGAUUGGUGGCGUGUCGUCCAUAUGACCACCAGACAGGAAGGUUUGAUUCCAUGGAAUUUUGUUGCUGAAGAGAAAAGUGUCAAUAGCGAAGAUUGGUACUUCGAGAGUGUUUCCAGAAAAGAAGCCGACAAACUAUUGUUGGCCGAUGAGAAUCCACGAGGAACAUUUUUAGUCCGUCCAUCUGAACAUAAUCCUAAUGGAUACUCGCUGUCAGUGAAAGACUGGGAAGAUGGUCGCGGUUAUCAUGUGAAACAUUACAAAAUCAAACCGUUAGACAACGGUGGCUACUACAUUGCGACGAAUCAGACGUUCCCGUCACUUCCUGCACUUGUUCUAGCAUAUAGCAAAAAUGCACUCGGAUUAUGUCACAUAUUGUCGCGAGCCUGUCCAAAACCACAACCGCAGAUGUGGGAUCUCGGACCCGAACUCCGAGACAAAUGGGAAAUUCCCCGAGCGGAAAUUCAACUAAUACGUAAAUUGGGCCGUGGCAAUUUCGGUGAAGUCUACUACGGCAAAUGGCGAAAUAGUAUAGACGUUGCCGUUAAAACGCUACGCGAAGGCACAAUGUCGACGCAAGCAUUCCUUCAAGAAGCUGCCAUUAUGAAAAAAUUCCGUCACAAUCGCCUCGUUGCACUGUACGCUGUGUGCUCGCACGAGGAACCCAUUUACAUCGUACAAGAAUACAUGUCGAAGGGAAGUUUGCUGGACUUUUUGCGAGAAGGAGCCGGAAAAUAUUUACAAUUCGAAGACUUGAUUUACAUUGCGGCACAAAUUGCAUCGGGAAUGGAAUAUUUAGAAUCCAAGCAAUUAAUACACAGGGAUUUGGCCGCUCGAAAUGUCUUGAUUGGCGAAAAUAAUAUUGCAAAAAUUUGCGACUUUGGUUUGGCACGUGUCAUAGCAGACGAUGAGUAUUGUCCCAAGCAAGGAUCUAGAUUCCCGGUAAAAUGGACUGCUCCCGAAGCCAUCAUUUAUGGAAAGUUCUCAAUCAAGUCUGAUGUUUGGUCGUAUGGAAUUUUAUUAAUGGAACUGUUCACCUAUGGACAAGUGCCGUAUCCAGGUAUGCAUAGCCGUGAAGUGAUAGAACAAAUCGAACGAGGCUAUCGUAUGCCGAAGCCCACAUCUCAUCCAGUGCCGGAUGUCGUUUAUCUGCUGAUGCUACAGUGCUGGGAUGGUGUUCCAGAGAAACGACCAACUUUCGAAUAUCUGAACCAUUACUUCGAAGGAUAUACGGUCACGUCGGAAGUCCCAUAUCGGGAGGUACAGGAUUAAACAGACAAAAACACCAAAGUAAGUUAAAUUUGACAAAACAGAGAAUAAGAAGAAAAAGUUGGAUUUCCUUUUAAUGAGAUAAAUCACGUACGGUUAAACAAUCAAGAUAAAAGAAGAUAAAGAAAAGAAAAACGUUUUAUUAGUUCCUGACAUACAAUUUAGCAUUUUGUACUUAAAUAAGAAGAAAAAGAAGCAUAUAGAAAUGGUAGCUAUUGUUGAUGGAUGAUGAACAUAAAAAAAUGACUAAUGUAUGCGAACCAUACAAACUAGAUAUUUAUACAGUAAAAGAAAAUACACAGAACACACUUUCACACAAAAAUCACUAGCAAUUUUUUCUUGAAGAAAGCGUAGCUAAAAAAGACAUUUUUCGAAUCUAAGCAACUAUCAAGACCGCUACGUUAUGCGGCAACGUUUUUUUUUGCCUUAUCUCCCAUUAACACAACUCGGUAAAUAUUCAAGUAAUAAUAUGAAUUAUGAAGGGACCGAAAAAAAAAACAUUCGCAGGCUUCCCACAUUCACCUAUUGUUUCUAUCAAGUUGAUUGAUGUUCGGUCUUGUUGGAAGUCUUAUUGAUUUGCCAAUUCUACCUCUCCUAAUGCGUAGAACACAAGCAUUUUGAAUUUUUAUUCCAUAUUGCAAGAACAAAUCGCAAUCGUAUUUAUUUAACGAGCUUAAUUCGACUAUUCAUACCAGCACGGCUAAAAGAAUUAUUAUCUCUUAGAAAGUAUUCCUCCGAACCUCGUAAGGUGAAAAUAGAGACUUCGGUAAACUUUUGGUAACCUCAGUAAUAUCUUUCAGUUGAGUCAUUGUCGAGAGGUAUCAUACCACUACCACACUGGUCCAAAUAAAAUUAGUUUCACUGGCAAUUUUUCGGGUAAUUUUUCAGUAAAUUUCGCCAAUACACUUUGAACCAAUGCUACAGGAUAUCUCAACACAAUGAGACUCUAACGAAAUAUACUGUGUUACCAUUAGCUAUAGUGUGUUAAUCUACAUUCUCUGAGCUACAGAUACUAUUUACAGAAAAUUUAUCAAAAUCACAUCCACAUUAAAAUUGCUCGUUCGGCAUGUGGUUUCUAUGGAGGGCUUUUGAUGGGUUUUGAAAUUAAGCUUCUCUAUGUUGCACACAUUGCAAUGUCAAAUAUGUGGCCAAAUGUCUUUAUUUGUGCUAGAUGGAGUCAGUCCUUUUUACUGAGUAAGCUGCAUAACCUUCCAAGUUUAAAAAAACUUGAAUUUGUCAACAAUGUGUGGCAAUGUGUGAAAACAAAAAUCAAAACCCACUCAAAACUGGUGGCUAUCCCCUUGUCCAUAGACAAUACGUGUACAACUUCUUUAUGGAGAAGAAGUAUUUGUAAAAGUUAGCAAUGAAUUUUUGAGUGGAAAGCCUGCAAUUUUAAAUGGGUCACCGUAUUACCCAAUCCAAGAGUUCCGCCCAUUUGUUUUUCUCUUACCAUAGUAAAGAUAUUCAUGUUCGGUUGGCUCUUUGAUUUCAAAUGGAACUCCACUAUUUUCUUUCAAAUAUACAAAAAAGAUUUGUCUUAAAAAGUGAUUUUCCUUCUUAUAAUCCAUCACCACGCGUAUCUUACAUACGAAAACGUUUUACUUUAGUUAGUUGAGUUUUCCCAAUUUUUCUCUUUUGUUUUUAGUUAUAAUCGUUAUUUCUAACUAUAUUUGAAUAUUUAAAUAAUCUCUAAACGAAUGAUUUUUUUUAAUUUAAUAAUAAACAUAAGUAAAUGAAUAAACAAGAUGAAUUGAUGAAAAGCAAAACCAAAGCAUAAUUUAUUCACGAAAUUAAACUUUAAAGGAGAAAUGAAAGCGAAAAUUUUAUUGCAUCACUUUAAUGAUGGCAACAGGUCAAGUUCGGGUCUUAUUAAAUAAGUUAAAUUUAGUCUUGCGUAAGGACGCGACUGUAAUAAGCAUUCAUAUCUUUGAUCAGUUGCACAACUUCGACUGCCUUUAUCUCUCUGUCAGUUGAAUAAUUAUAAAGAGAGCGAAAUACGGUCAAAGUUGUUAACUGGUCAAAGUUAUGAAUGGUUGUAAGGUGAUGGUAGGGAUUUUUCAAGUUGCCUACGUUCCUUCUACUGUAAAGACUCUACCCAUCCAAAAGACUAUUUACUAAGACCUGAAAAGUGACUUGUUUCCAGCCUGGUUAAUGAUCUCAUAUGGGACACAUAGAUCUGAUGAAAGCAUCACAAAAAACAUUUUUUAUAUAUUCGCUUGAACGACUUCUGACUGAAAAUUGUUGCACAUCCAUUAUUAUAAACAAUUUACUAUUCUUUUAAGUGUAAACGUUAUAGUUGUAGUAAAAUUAGCAGUGAAAAUGGUCAAAUGACCAAACUGUUACAAGAUAUACACAGAACUAUAUCGGUUCAUCAACUUUCGUUGCUGUAAUUGUAUUCGAAUUAAGUUUUAAAAUUUAAAAAAAUGCGCAGAUUUUCGAUAAACGGUACGUUGAAAACAUAGACUAGCGCACGGUCGAACACUUGACGGACGUACAACCUAUUUUCUUGAUAUCAUUUUCGGUUUACAACUAUUCUUAGACUGUCACACACUCAUCCAAGUCUUCUUAGUAUAAAAAGCAUAAAAUUGAUAAGCAGUUGUAAUCAAUCAGAAGCGCAACAAACGGGAUACGAAUGUUUUAAAAGGAUCUUUCCGGAAUCUCUUUAUCGAUUGAGAUAAUGGGAUCGAAUUUACUUUUGCAUAUUACAAUCAAUCAAUCAGACAAAGAAAAGAAGCAAAUUUAUUUUAAUUUAUAUUUAUGUUGAUUGGUUAGUAUACUUUACUACCGGUAGAUUGUUGAAUGGAAUCACACAAUAAAAUACCAAAAUCUAAUUCGAAUGAUACAAAAAUCAAAUUUUUCAUUCUCUAAAUAUUGUAAGUUGUAGUUAGUAAUGUGAGUUUUUUAUGUAAACGUUUUAGAUCACAAAAUUUAAAGAUGAUUAACGAAAAAUCAUUUUAUUGAAAAUUUCAUGUUUUAAGAUAAAAAAGAGAAAUGAAUUUAUUUUGAGCGAAAGUUAUUCAUUUCACCUGUACAAAAACAAUAGAUGGAUCAAUGUAGCAUAAUGGUCUCAAAAGAAUAAUUCCUUUCACUUCACACUGACAAAGACAAAUGCAAUUAAUAAUUUUUAGAUGAAAUAUUAGCCGCAAGCUAUGUCGUCUAUUUUGAUAUGGAGACCGCACACAAAAGCUUAUGACUAGUGGGAUUAGUUGUAAGUGAAGCUGAAUACCUUGCUCCUUUAAUCAAUUUCACAAUUUCUGUUGAUAGCUGACCAACGUGCUGAAGAGUUCUUUUCUGAAAAUUGGAAUUACCUAAAAUUCUUGAAGAAUACUUCGAAAAUUGCAAGAAUUGUCAACAGUUUUAAUUCUCGAAAAUAGAGGUCCUGGCAUAUACAUAACAUAUCUACAGCAUGAUUUCUCGGGAAUUUGUUGCUUUUUUGAAAAUUGAAUUUCAAAGACGCAUAAAAUUUUAGAAAAUGCAAUCUUGUCGCGAUAUAACAGCGGUCAGGAGUUUAAUUUUUUCAUUGCUGUCGAUAACAGAUGAUUAGCCGUUUCUGAAAACUUAACUUAAAUGUGAGUUCACUAAAGAUUCUCUCCGAGUAUUUUCCAUUUUUUAAAAGACUUCCAAAGGAUUUUAUUUUCCUCUAAAUGUACGAAGGACUCUUGAUGUUUAUAUGCGAUUGAAAGACUAAUUGUGUUAGUAAUGACUCAAAACUUUGUUUGGAUUGAAAUUUCCUUUCGUUUAUUUUCGAACACAGGUAAGAAGCGAUAUCAAAUGCCAUUAACAGGUCUCAGAACAGUGCUAUAGAAUCCAGUUUAUAGUCUCCAAAUAAAUAAACAUUCUAAACUUCAAUCAAUAACAUUUACAACUUUGACUUUUACACACAAAAAAACAUUAGUUUAAAAUAGUCACUAACACACGGAACACAACUAACUUAUUAAGCAUUUUAGCGAAGCGAUUUAAUGAGCUAUAUUCCAAUGCAAACACUGAAAAUAAAAAUUGAAAGUCUGAUAAAAAAUAAUAA
Bradysia coprophila is the source of this 5952-nucleotide messenger RNA. It is a transcript of the gene Src64B, whose product is annotated as Tyrosine-protein kinase Src64B. Gene Ontology annotation, biological process: protein phosphorylation. Gene Ontology annotation, molecular function: protein binding; protein tyrosine kinase activity; ATP binding. The record is from RefSeq and is a predicted model, not a curated record. Lineage: Eukaryota; Metazoa; Arthropoda; Insecta; Diptera; Sciaridae.